Messenger RNA from Hypanus sabinus (Atlantic stingray), 620 nucleotides. It is a transcript of the gene phf5a, whose product is annotated as PHD finger protein 5A. Lineage: Eukaryota; Metazoa; Chordata; Chondrichthyes; Myliobatiformes; Dasyatidae. Gene Ontology annotation, cellular component: precatalytic spliceosome; U12-type spliceosomal complex; U2 snRNP. The transcript is spliced from 5 exons. Gene Ontology annotation, biological process: mRNA splicing, via spliceosome. The record is from RefSeq and is a predicted model, not a curated record. The coding region runs from base 179 to 511 and encodes 110 amino acids.
CCAGCAGCUCCAAUCUGGGCUGUUGGAGGAACUGGUAACCCGGUACCGCCGCCGCUGUGGUAAAAGGUCAGCGGGAGAUGGUGGCGGAAGGCUUUGCACGUCAGCUGAGCAGUAGUACUGAGGUCAAAGUACAGAGGACGGAGGGUGCUUCCGGCGGCGAGUGGCGGUUGGAAUCGCGAUGGCGAAGCAUCACCCGGACUUGAUUUUCUGUCGGAAACAGGCCGGCGUGGCUAUUGGGCGACUGUGUGAGAAAUGUGAUGGUAAAUGUGUGAUCUGUGACUCAUAUGUCAGACCAUGCACGCUGGUGCGUAUCUGUGAUGAAUGUAAUUAUGGGUCCUACCAGGGACGAUGUGUGAUCUGUGGUGGUCCAGGAGUCUCUGAUGCCUAUUACUGCAAAGAAUGCACAAUCCAGGAAAAGGAUAGAGAUGGAUGUCCGAAAAUUGUUAACCUUGGCAGCUCAAAAACUGAUCUGUUCUACGAAAGGAAAAAGUACGGCUUUAAGAAGAGGUGAUCCCGGAAUGACUGGAAGGAAUCUUUCACGUUUGUAGUUUCUGUAACUUGGGGGACAUAAAUGCUUGGUCAAAUUUUUACUGUUUGUAAAUAAAUGAUUAAUAUACUUA